Messenger RNA from Camelina sativa (false flax), 822 nucleotides. The record is from RefSeq and is a predicted model, not a curated record. Lineage: Eukaryota; Viridiplantae; Streptophyta; Magnoliopsida; Brassicales; Brassicaceae.
AUGGAUUUAGACGAUGGAAUGAAUCAAUAUCGUCCCUCUUGUUUCUUCAAUCUGCUACAAAGUCAACUUGAAACCCAAAACCUCGAAUACACUCCUUAUGAGAGUCCAUGUUCUAACGCUCCAUCUGAACCUGCAUCCCCUCAAGAAAACUGCAAGUCAAGGCAUGCAUGGUUACCAAUAGAUGAUGUCAUGCUUGUCAGCGCUUGGCUAAACACGAGCAAGGAUCCGAUUAUUUCAAAUGAGCAACGACGUGGAGCAUUUUGGUUCAUUGGUUGUUACGAGGCUGCGGCAAGGGAGAAGUCUAGUGGACAUAGUGAAGAUGAUGUGAUGAAGCUAGCACACCGUAUAUACUUCAAUGAUCACAAACAAAGGUUUACCUUGGAGCAUGGUUGGCGAGAGCUAGGAUAUGAUCAGAAAUGGUGUGCGUCCACAUCUAUUAAAGGGAAUGGAGUGAAAAGGGGAAGGGUGGGUGAGGAUAGGUCUGCACAGGAUGCACAACCGGUGAUUGAUGUUGAGUAUGAACCAAAGCCCCGUCCUAUUGGUGUUAAGGCUGCAUGGGGGAAGGCCAAAAAAAGCUCUAACACUAAACCGGAUGUGGAGGGAGAUGGAAAAGCUUUCUUGGAGUUUCAGAUGGAGCGUGUUGUGCGGAUGUAUGAAAUGAAGCAAAAGGAUUUCGCUUUGAAAGAGAAGGAGUUCGCUUUGAAAAAGGAACAUAUUAAGCAUGUGAUGGUUGAAAAUCUGGUUGCUAAAAAGGAUUCACUAACUGAAACAGAAAAAGCUAUUAAGGACAAGCUAAUUAAUGACGUGAUGUCAUUAGGUUGA